AUUAGUUAAGGGCUCUGCAGGGUCUAAGAAAAUGAGAAGGAAGCGUCCAAGGGCUUUGGGAAGUCUUCGCAACCCUGUUCCCCAACAGGGUUCCACACUGUAUACUUUGCCUGUCAGUGUUCCUCUCAUCCCUUCUCAGCCGGCCAACCUUCAUCUUCCUGUUCCUGUCAACCCGCUUUCUGUUUUCUACCCUACCACAUUCCCUUCUCUGAGGAACACUUCCAACUUCCCCACCUUAAUGAUGGCUAUGCCCAGCUCCUCCUCUCUCGCCAAAACUCCCUCCAACUACCCUGUUCUCUCUGCUUCCCCUUCCUAUUUGUCUACCCUCAUGACUACCUCUCCUGAAAGAGUGCCAAGGGAUAGUGGCCUCCUUUUGGUUUCCUAUCCGAAAGGUAGAGGCCUUCAGCCAGUCAGGGUACCAGGGAAAUCAGAGCCGGAGACAAAGACUGGGAGUCAUAAAGUUAAGGGGAGCCAAGACCUGUUUAAGCUUUGUGCCUUUAUUCAAGGAACCUGAAAUGCUAAGACUACAAGAUUCUCAAGUAACUCCAAGACCCAAAGUGCCAUCUCUGUCUACAAAACUAAAAUAUGACACCCAGGACAAGAUGAUUAUUAGGGAUGCAGCAUACUUCCUUCCAUGUAGCCAUCCUAUGUAUUAAACAAAGUGGUCACCAUUCACAGAAAUAAAUUAUUCACUUGCAAAUAAA
Messenger RNA from Rattus rattus (black rat), 704 nucleotides. RefSeq lists its product as uncharacterized. The record is from RefSeq and is a predicted model, not a curated record. The coding region runs from base 32 to 514 and encodes 160 amino acids. Lineage: Eukaryota; Metazoa; Chordata; Mammalia; Rodentia; Muridae. The transcript is spliced from 3 exons.